Messenger RNA from Oncorhynchus mykiss (rainbow trout), 2264 nucleotides. Its product is annotated as prostaglandin D2 receptor 2-like. Lineage: Eukaryota; Metazoa; Chordata; Actinopteri; Salmoniformes; Salmonidae. Gene Ontology annotation, cellular component: plasma membrane. Gene Ontology annotation, molecular function: complement receptor activity; G protein-coupled receptor activity. The record is from RefSeq and is a predicted model, not a curated record. Gene Ontology annotation, biological process: positive regulation of cytosolic calcium ion concentration; phospholipase C-activating G protein-coupled receptor signaling pathway; complement receptor mediated signaling pathway.
ACAGAGGAGUAGAAAUAGACAGAGGAGUAGAAAGAGACAGAGGAGGAGAAAGAAACAGAGGAGUAGAAAUAGACAGAGGAGUAGAAAGAGACAGAGCAGGAACCAUAGAUGUCUGUGACAGAGCGAGCAGGAUCACCAUGCACUGAGGGGGACGACUUUAAUCAAACCACCUGAAUACUGGAAUGACUGAAAGAACACAACACUCCUACAACUGAGAAUACUACAGUUUACUUGAGCCAAGACCUCCAACUGUCCUCCACUUCCUCAUCACUCUCAUCCAGGAUGUUCAACUCCUCCUCCUCUGCGUUCUGUCCUCUCCUCCAGACCAUGCUGGACCACUCUCUAAACAACAACACAGGGGUCAACCUGGUGGUGGUGUGGGUCCACGGCCUGGUCUCCUGUCUGGGUAUCCUGGAGAAUGCUCUGGUCCUCUGGGUGGUCGGCUUCCGCCUGCGCCGCCGGACCGUGGCCUCUGUCUGGGUUCUCAACCUGGCCCUGUCAGACUUCCUGGCUACGCUGACCCUCCCUCUCUUUACACACUACCUGCACUCCUCACACAGCUGGGAGCUGGGAGGUCUGCUGUGUACGGCCCAGUCCUCAGUCUUCUUCCUCAACAUGUUUGUGUCAGCCUUCCUCCUGGCGGCCAUUUCUCUGGACCGCUGUCUCCUGGUGGCGCGGCCCGUCUGGAGCCAGAACCACCGCUCCAUCAGCGCCGCCUGGAAGGUGUGUGCUUUGGGCUGGUUGUGGGCGGCGGCCAACUCCUUCCCUUACGUCCUGUUCCGGGCGGUGACGGAGAAGACGGACGGAAGGAAGCUCUGCUACCACAAUUUUGGAUUGUACUCGUCGCCAGGGAUGCUGGAGAGGGACUGUAGGGUACGGCAGGCGGCGACCGCCGUGUCCAAGACGCUCCUGGCGUUCCUACUCCCCCUAGUGGUGAUUGCAGGGAGCUACGCCCUCUUUGGGAUCAGUCUGAGCCAGAGGAGGAAGAGGAGGAGGAAUAACAGCAGUAGUAGACUCACUGGGGCUUUGAUUGUUACCAACGUGGAACGUAGAGAGUCAAAACCCAACACAAACACCAAAAGCUUCACCCCCAACCCAAAAGGCUCCACCCCUACCUCCACCUCCGUCAAAUUGUCUACUAGACGGACCGAGCCCGGCCUAUCCCGUGGCUUCACCAAAAUGGUGACAUCAGUCAUCGCGACGUUUGCCCUCUGCUGGGCGCCUUAUCACGUGUUCUGCCUCAUUGAGGUUGCCGCCCAGUACCGGCCGACCAAGGUCGUGUUGGUGGAGGUGGGGUUGCCAAUAGCGACGACCUUUGCCUUCCUGAACCCGGUGUUAAACCCGGUGCUGUACGCGUUCAGCUGUCCCAACUUCUGCGUCCGGAUCAGACAGAGUCUGGGGGCACUGAUGGAGGGACUGGUGGAGGAGGGAGGGAUGGGUGGAGUAGGAGAGGGGGGGCUGGGGUUGAGUAUCAGGAAGGGGUGGAGGAAGGGAAGGGGGAGCCUGGGAGGGAACUCAUUAUCGUCACCAAACUGUCUGGGAACUCCAGGGUCUCCGCAUCUCCAGGAAGACCAUCUGCCCUCCUCUGCCUCCAUCAACCACAACGUCAAAGCCAGUUGUGGAGACCUGGAGCAAGGAGAGGACCCUCUGAACUGACUAUAUACUGAGAAUGAGAAAAUGUUGUUGAUAUCAACUGAGACAAUAAGAAUCACCUCUGUUGUUCUGCUGGCCUCCAGGAGUCCUUCCUGUGCUGUAUAUUACUACAUCCUGUCCUAUUGUUUAACUGUUCCUCAAUAACUGUCCAUGUUUAACUAGUUGUUUCUCUUUUACUUGAAUUCCAUUUUUUUUGUAACCGUUUGUAGAAUAUUAAUAUGAUAACAAAAUGAUCUGGCACUUCACAAAGAGUUUUGGUGGAAAUUGUGUGUGUGUGUGUUCUUGAAAGCAGUUGUCUAUCAAUAAAGAAAUCAAUCAAAAUGUGAUUAUAAAUCCCUAUUUACAUCAGCAGUUUCACUCUCCAGAGUUGUCUGAUUUCUGUAUUUAUACUGUGUAUGACGCUGUUGACUGUGUUGACUGUGUGUCUGUAUUCUCUCUGUGCAUUGUCUGUUGUCUGUAUUUAUACUGUGUAUGACGCUGUUGACUGUGUUGACUGUGUGUCUGUAUUCUGUCUGUGCAUUGUCUGUUGCUGGCAGCACCUGGCCACUAAGUCACAUUCUGGGUUUGUGUUAAUGCUCUUGGCAAAUAAAGUGAUUGUAUCACAUCCAGAG